GAGUUACAGGCGCGCGCGCUUCGGCGCGGGGUCGCCGGGCUCGAGGCCGCACUGCGAGCUCGCGGCCGCAGGAAACAUGGCCGCUCAGCGUCUCCUCCAGGGCCAUGUGCUCUGUGCCCCGGCGACGGUCUCCGCUAGCCAGGCGCACCGUCCAAACCAGCUGACCAAAGAAAUGGUGAUGGAGAAGCCAAGUGCCCAGCUUGUCGGGCGAGAGUUUGUCCGACAGUACUACACACUCCUCAAUCAGGCCCCUGACUUCCUUCACAGAUUUUAUGGAAAGAACUCUUCUUACGUACAUGGAGGUUUGGACACCAGCGGGAAGCCAGCGGAGGCAGUUUAUGGGCAGGCUGAAAUCCACAAGAAGGUUAUGGCUUUGGGCUUCCGGGACUGCCACACCAAGAUCCGGCACGUGGACGCCCACGCCACCCUGAGCGAGGGAGUGGUGGUCCAGGUCAUGGGCGAGCUGUCCAACAACAUGCAGCCUAUGAGGAAGUUCAUGCAGACCUUCGUUCUGGCCCCGGAGGGAACCGUGGCAAACAAGUUCUACGUACACAACGACAUUUUCCGUUAUCAGGACGAGGUUUUCGCCGAUUCUGAUUCCGAGCCUCCGGAAGAGUCUGAGGAAGAUGUGGAGGAGCUGGAAGAGAGGGCUAACUCGCCAGAGGGUGUACAAGAAGAAUCUGCAGAAUUCUACCACCAGACACCAUGUGUGGAGCCGGAGGACACCGUCACCCCUGAGCCUGAGCCGGAGGCAGAACCUGUGCACGACCCUGAGCCGGUAGCAGAACCGGAGCAGGUCACCGCGGAACUGAAACGGGAGCUAGAAUCCGCACCCGAGCCCCCCGUGGAGGAGCAGGCAGAGAAGUGCCCGGCCUCCCCCACCCCCGCAGACCCUCCACCUGCCAUGCCGGAGGAGACUAGGCCUUUCUCCUGGGCCUCUGUAACCAGUAAGAAUAUUCCGCCUGGCGGUGUGGUCCCAGUCUCAGGAAUCCCACCUCAUGUGGUGAAAGUCCCAGCAGUACAGCCCCGGGUGGAGGUGAAGACGGAAGCCCAGAGUGCACCACAGAGACCCCAGCGGGAUCAGCGGGCUGGGCCCCGUGAGCAGAGGGCAGGGCCUCCGCCAGCGCACAGAGGCCCUCGGCCUGGAGCUCGCGAUGGUGAGGCGGGCGAGGCGGGCGUGGCGGAGGUGCGCCGCGUGGUGAGGUAUUCCGAUAGCCAGCAGCUGUUUGUGGGCAAUGUGCCGCAUGACGUGGACAAGGCCGACCUCAAGGAGUUCUUUGAACAAUAUGGCACCGUUCUGGAACUACGGAUCAACAGCGGCGGCAAGCUGCCCAACUUUGGAUUCGUCGUGUUCGACGAUUCAGAGCCCGUGCAGAAAAUCCUCAGCAGCCGGCCCAUCAAGUUCCGCGGAGACGUCCGCUUGAAUGUGGAGGAGAAGAAAACCCGUUCGGCCCGGGAGGGGGAACGUCGGGACACCCGGCCCAGGGGCCCCGGUGGCCCGCGGGACCGACCCGGAGGCAUCCGGGGCCCGCCGAGCCGUGGGGCCGCGGCCCAGAAGCCCAGCUUCGGUGCUGGGCGAGGGACCGGGUCCGGGGACAGCCGCUACAGCGGCCAGCGCCAGUGACGGGCUUCUGGCAUCGCCCGCGCUCUGACCCGAGGGGCACGGGUGACUUCUGGCCCAGCUUAUCUCAUCUUCAGUUCUGGGGUUUUAUGAUCCCAACCUGAUUUGGACUUCUCUUCUCUUCUGGCUGGUUUUUAAGUUCUGAACUUGUAAUUACGAGGGGGGAGGGGGUACAGCUACUUGAAUCGACAACCUGGACUGGUUUUAACGUUCUCCUGUUUCUUAAAGGAACGUGUUUUUACUACUUGGGCAAUCCUGUGUAUUGCUACCUUCCC
This is a messenger RNA of Paramormyrops kingsleyae, 1896 nucleotides long. It is a transcript of the gene g3bp1, whose product is annotated as GTPase activating protein (SH3 domain) binding protein 1. Gene Ontology annotation, cellular component: cytosol; ribonucleoprotein complex. The record is from RefSeq and is a predicted model, not a curated record. NCBI's taxonomy places the organism in Eukaryota, Metazoa, Chordata, Actinopteri, Osteoglossiformes, Mormyridae. Gene Ontology annotation, molecular function: mRNA binding.